ACACCGUCACUCCACCAGGUCUGCUGCUAGGAGUCAACUCGCCUAUAACGCUGGCUGCAGGUCCACACGCAGGACAGGCAGGCGGCUCUGAGGCCAUGGAGCCUGGUGGUGGUGAGGCGCGCUUUGGCCUGGGGCUGCCACCGGGGUUGCUGCUGCUGCUGCUGUUGCUGAGUCGGGGGCUGCGUGUAGUGGCGGCGGCCUCCUCCUCUGGGGCGGCUGAGGACAGCAGCGCUAUGGAGGAGCUCGCCACUGAGAAGGAAGCGGAGGAGAGCCACAGGCAAGACAGCGUGAGCCUGCUCACUUUCAUCCUGCUGCUCACGCUCACCAUCCUCACCAUCUGGCUCUUCAAGCACCGCCGGGUGCGCUUCCUGCACGAGACCGGGCUGGCUAUGAUCUAUGGGCUCAUCGUCGGGGUGAUUCUGAGGUAUGGCACCCCUUCCACCAGUGGCCAUGACAAGUCACUCAGCUGCACUCAGGAAGACAGGGCCUUCAGCACAUUAUUAGUCAAUGUCAGUGGAAAGUUCUUUGAAUACACCUUGAAAGGAGAAAUCAGCCCUGGCAAGAUCAACAGUGUAGAGCAGAAUGACAUGCUGAGGAAGGUAACGUUUGAUCCAGAGGUCUUUUUCAACAUUUUGCUGCCUCCAAUUAUUUUCCAUGCUGGAUAUAGUUUAAAGAAGAGACACUUUUUCAGAAAUCUUGGGUCUAUUCUGGCUUAUGCCUUUUUGGGGACUGCUGUUUCCUGCUUCAUUAUCGGAAAUCUCAUGUAUGGUGUGGUGAAGCUCAUGAAGAUAGUGGGACAGCUUUCAGAUAAAUAUUACUACACGGAUUGUCUCUUUUUUGGAGCAAUUAUCUCUGCCACUGACCCAGUGACUGUACUGGCGAUAUUUAAUGAGUUACACGCAGAUGUGGACCUUUAUGCACUUCUGUUUGGAGAAAGUGUCCUAAAUGAUGCUGUUGCCAUUGUGCUAUCCUCGUCUAUUGUUGCCUACCAGCCAGCAGGGCUGAACACUCAUGCAUUUGAUGCUGCUGCAUUUUUCAAGUCAGUUGGCAUUUUUCUAGGAAUAUUUAGUGGCUCUUUUACUAUGGGAGCUGUGACUGGUGUUAUGAGUUCCUUGACAGGGGCUGACGUGACCAAGUUUACGAAGCUACACUGCUUCCCGCUGCUGGAGACGGCACUCUUCUUCCUGAUGUCCUGGAGCACGUUCCUCUUGGCAGAAGCCUGUGGGUUUACAGGUGUUGUAGCUGUCCUUUUCUGUGGAAUCACACAAGCUCAUUAUACCUACAACAAUCUGUCGGUGGAAUCAAGAGGUCGAACGAAGCAGCUCUUUGAGGUGCUGCACUUCCUGGCAGAGAACUUCAUCUUCUCCUACAUGGGCCUGGCACUAUUUACCUUCCAGAAGCACGUUUUCAGCCCAAUCUUCAUCAUUGGAGCUUUUGUUGCCAUCUUCCUGGGCAGAGCUGCACAUAUCUACCCGCUCUCCUUCUUCCUCAACUUGGGCAGAAGGCAUAAGAUUGGCUGGAAUUUUCAACAUAUGAUGAUGUUUUCAGGCCUCAGGGGAGCAAUGGCAUUUGCACUUGCCAUCCGAGACACAGCAUCCUAUGCUCGCCAGAUGAUGUUCACGACCACGCUCCUCAUUGUCUUCUUCACGGUCUGGAUUGUUGGUGGAGGCACAACACCCAUGUUGUCAUGGCUUAAUAUAAGAGUUGGCGUCGAGGAACCCUUCGAGGAGGACCAGAAUGAACACCGCUGGCAGUACUUCAGAGUUGGUGUUGACCCAGAUCAAGACCCACCACCCAACAAUGACAGCUUUCAAGUCUUACAAGGGGAUGGUCCAGAUUCCACUGGAGGAAACCGGACAAAGCAGGAGAGUGCAUGGCUAUUCAGGCUGUGGUACAGCUUUGACCACAAUUACUUGAAGCCCAUCCUCACACACAGUGGCCCCCCAUUAACCAACACUCUCCCAGCCUGGUGUGGCUUGCUAGCUCGAUGUCUGACCAGUCCCCAGGUAUAUGAUAACCAAGAGCCACUGAGAGAGGAAGACUCUGAUUUCAUCCUGACUGAGGGUGACCUCACCUUAACCUAUGGGGACAACGCAGUAACUGCCAAUGGUUCCUCAGGCUCCAUGAGCCUAGAGGGCAGUCGAAGAACAAAGAGCAGCUCUGAGGAGGUGCUGGAACAAGACCGAGACCUAGGAAUGGGAGACCAGAAGGUCUCAAGCCGGGGCACCCGUCUAGUCUUCCCCCUGGAGGAUAAUGCAUGACUUUUCCCCCAAACCCUGAAGCAAUGGGGUAGACCCUCUGGUGGUGUGGGGCUGGCUGCAUGCUCCAGUGUUGUUUGAGGUGGGACAGUGAUUGACUGGAACUAAUGCUUCUAUUUUUAUUGAGGUUUGAAGAUAUCUUAACAUUUAAAAUUUAACCCAAGAUACAGAUGGUGGGGCUCAAGUGUUUCUUGAAUCAACACAAAUGCAGACCUAUUCCCACUUUUUCACAUAGUAGUGUGCUGUUCAGAGUUAAACAAAAAACAAUCGCAUGCUUUACGGGUCUCUUAAUUCAUUCACCUGCAGUACCUGAACAAGGUGUGGUAGGUGCUGGCAAUCCCUCCCAGGAGAGGCUUCAUAUCCACACACAGCAGUGAGAGUCCAGCUGGAUGUAGAAACAUCAAGAGAGGGGAGAACAGGAUAGUAGAAAGAUUGUGAAGAAAGGCAAGUGAGAUUUGACCUCCAAUGAUUUAGGGGAAUCUGGUGUUAAAUGGGGCAGAAAACAUGAGAAGGCAAUUUGAGUGAAGGCUCUGGCAACAAGGGCUGUGUGAUACCCACUUCAUCUCAGGAUUCUUGACUUCUUUUGCUACCUGUGUUUCCUCUAGACUGAAGAUUGGAAAAUAUAUCCACCAACAUUUCAACAUGGGGGAAAGAAUUGUAAUUCCUUCUUUGGAAUUAUCCAUAAAGAAGAAGUUACUGAAAUGUUUAAAACCAAAGGCAAAAUAGUGUUAUACUAUUAUUUUGUAAUUAACCAGAAGGCAGGAGAAACUGUUUAGAAACUGAUGAUAAUAUCACUACAAAAAUCAGUCAAUUCUUCAGGGCUGCCAUAUGAGCUGACUGCUUGGAACAUGAUGAACGGGACUGAGAUAUCUACUGUGGGUUUGGAAGACAUCAAAAUUUGUGGAGUGCUUUGAUCUGGGGAAGAGGAGGCAGUAAGAAGCCUAAAGGCAAUAGAUUAGUAUUCAGAGGGAAGAAAUCUCACUGUGAAAAAUAAAUAAAUAUAAAGAAAAUGCAAAGUAGUAUUCUAAAGACUAGGUACAAUUCCAAACUUCAAGCUAAGAAAUGCAUGAGAUUUCAGUGGCCACCUGAAGAAUCAGAGGUGAACCAGUGGAAAGUUAAGCUUUCUUCAGCCCAGUAGAAGGUUCUGUCUACUCUAAGGUUAAGAAUCUGGAUUUCUUGACACUGCGUGCCAUGUAGAGAAAGGUAAUUUUCUUGGUAUUUGGGGAGGCUUGCACCAGUUUCAUGUAUGAGUGUGGUUCCAAAUUUAGGAUUUUAGUUUGGGUUCUUUUGUGGAUGAGAUAUUCUACCUGCUCACACCUGUAGUAAGUGAAAAUACCAAGAGAACUCUGGGAAACCAAGUUUGAGAUUCUCCCUGUGUCUCUGCACUUCAGUGCUAUUACAUUUGAAAACCCAAUCUCUAAAAAGUGCUUUCACUAAAUGUGGGCAUUUCUCUUACUACAGCAGACAAAGUGGUGGCCAGGUCUAGUGCUCCCAUCAUGAAUCAGCCAUUUAACCUUUUAACUAAUACUUUAAUGGUUAAUUUUAAAUAAGACGUUAUUUCACACUUUGUUUUUCGGUCGAUAGUUUGUGUAAGCCAAGAAAAUUUAUUAGUCAGGAAAUUUCUGUUAUUCAUUUUUAAGAGAAAUGACUUAUUGUGGUUCAAUAUAAUAGAACUGAAUAAUUUUUAUUCCCCUGUCUAUCUACACUAACAUUCAUUUUGAUUUGAUGGUCAUCCAUGGGCUUUGUAAGUUUGGGAAAAAAAGCUAAACAUGCCUAAUGCUAUGCUUCCCCCUCUAGAAGCAUUAUGCCUAUUCUGGAUGGUGAAAAGUAGGGUGCCAUGAGGCCCAGAAACUACCUAACUGAAGAUAUCUGCUGUCAAUCUGGCAUAAACAAGAUUAACACUGCUGUGUAAUGGUAUAUCCAACUAAACAAAGUUUCUCUCAGAGGAUAAUCCCAACUCAUUUUAUGAACAUAUUUGUGUUAGGUUGGGGUUGGGUGGGGUGGUUACAGUUCAGCAGAGUCAAAUGUUGCAGAGCAGAAGUUCCCAACAUUAGCUGCGCAUUAGGAUUCUCUGGCCCAUUAAAAAAAAAUAUCGUAUAAGGGCCUACCCUCAGAGAUCCAGAUUCAGUAGGUUUAGAGUAGGGCCUGGCUUCCAUGCUGUGUUUUGUAUCCUCAGGGAUUCUAAUCUGGAGCUAGUGUUGAGAACCUUUAGUCUGGACCCUACUUGAAAUGUUAAAGAAUGGCCUAGCAAAUUAAAUUUUAAAAUUAUUAGUCAUGUGGAACAAACUGAGUGUUGACCCGUAAUACAGACUGGGUAGCUGUGAGGGAGUUUCAUGCUAAUGUUUGCAGAACCCAAGAAUGUGCUCCAUAAAGAAGCACAGCUGAAAUAAAGGUCCCAUUGGGACUUAGAGCAUGAGAGGGAGAGAAGGAUGACUUCAGUGCAUGUAUGAGGAGAGGAUUAAAAACCUGUCAUCUUUCCUUCCAUUUGUGGGAAAAUGGGGUUUUUAUCUUAACUGAGCUGCUGACUAAUCAAAUGUGAGGGUUUCUGAGAAGCUGUCUUUUCAUUUUAACCUGGGAUUAAAUUAAUAGUCCCCUUUGCAGUCAAGUGAACUUACUUUCUCUUCACAUUUCGCUUGUCCCCAUGCAUGAAUCCAUGCCGAACUCUUUAGAAUAAGGCUGAGUCUGUUUAUUGUCAGAGCAGAGGCCCCACAUUAAAUUGAAGGUUGUGAUCACUUUGCUGUCAUGCGUUGGUGGUGUUAGUAGCUGGUAAUUAGGGAUAUGCAAACUUUUGUGUAGUACCAACAGAGGGAAGAUACAAACUCCUGCAAUUCCUUUCAAUAUUCUUUUUGGGAACUACCAGGAGACCUGAACUUUCACUCCUGGAAAAGGAACUUUGGAAUUUAAAUAAGGCUUCAUUUCUUCCAAGGAAGCAAGUAUAGGAAAGGCAUAUGUGAUUAAAUGGACACUGACCAUUUAGGAUACUUAUUAGGGUUAUUGGACAAAUAAGCAUUGAUGCCUUGCAGCCAAAAACCACACUGUGAUAUCACGUUUCACCAAAUAAACAGCGAGGAGCUCUUUAGGCUGUGAUCUCUACACCUGAAAAUGUCCUCUGUGGUUUGGUUGACAAAUGAAAUUUUAGAAAACACCAAAAAAUGCUAUCUUAGCUAUCUAUGAACAUUUCAGUCUAAGACAAAGGAGUAACAGUUCCUUCCAAAAUAGAGGUCUGUUUCAUGUCCUUCCCCUACUGCCAUAUCUCUUCCUUUCUCUGCCCAUAGUUGAAGUUACUGUAAUCAUGUCCGAUAUUUAAUGUGAACAAUCAUUUCUAAAUGUAGAAACACCACUGAUAUACUUAGACAUUGGUGGCAGGGCAGCUGAGCAACUCAUCAGAGAGGAAAUCAUCUGCUUGGAAAUUUACCUUGGUACCCAUUGUGAGUUCUAAGAGGUCAAUCAGAAAGCUGAUUUUACCAUCUGUUGUCAAAUGUAAUCUGGAAUGAGUGUUGCUGUAAAGUUACCUUGCUGAUUCAAUAAAUGGACUUUUCAUUCCACCUCAGAAAUGGGAAACUCAACAAAUUUUGUGCCUGCCUUUGGUGUUGAUUCUGCAGAUGAGUUAGUGUAGGAGCUGGUUUGUCAGAAGUUUUAGACUGAUAUUAACUGAGUUCUGAUCUCUUCUGUUGUUUAUAAAGUGGGAAUCUGGCUUGCCAGUGUCAUUUGCUACAUUCUGACACAGUAAGUUGAAGGAGUCCAGUGGCCAAGAGUUAGAAUUUAGAAACAACCCAUUUGAAUGCUGCUUUCACACUGAUACCUUGGUACCUGAAAAGACCUUCCCCAUUUCUAAAACCUAAUAAAUACAAUGUACAGAUAAAUACUCUAGAAACCAAUGUGAGUGUCUAAACAGGAAAAUCAAAUAGGAUCUUUGACGAUCUUUUCAAAACAAGAUUUAGAAGUAAACCAUAUUUUCCAGUUUCAAUUUUCAUGAGUAAAAUUUUUAAAAAAUUAACAAACACAUCUUGUAUUGUUACCCAGUGCUAGCAGAAAUUGUAAAAAGAAAAACCAAAAUUUUUGAUGUAGGUUUUAUUUUUGUAAGCAGGGUAUACUAUAACCAUGGCCUACAUGGAACAAACACAUAGGCAGCUAGUUUUCUGCUACUUGAGCCUUGGAGAAGAUGAGAAGGAAGGUCUGCCUGUUCUGCUGCCUUUUGAAAAGGUCUGAAACAGACAUGAGAGCUUGGGAGAGGCCACUUUGUCAUUCUGAUAUCUGCUUUUUUAAAAGAGUUAAGAGAAUUGCCAGCUAUGAUGAUCAGCUAGACUCUUGGCCAGUGGAAAAUGAUCUGAGCCUGUAUAUGUUAGAGGAACUUAGAUAGAAACAGACAUGUAAAUAGCAUGAAGAACACUGCAUCUCUGUCUGAAGCACUUCAGAAAAGUUAAUAUCCCACAGCUACUGGGUGACUGUCUAACUACAUGGAUAUUCAGGGGCUGAGUUUUGUUGUGAUUAUUCCAGUUGUGGGCUUUGGAGAAAGAGAUGAAUGGUUUUUCAGCUGUGUGUUAAGUCUAUGGAUUUGGAAUUUAUCACUGAAAUCACUCAUUCAAAGUGUGACUUCAUAGUGGGGUCACUUCCUCCUAGGUUGUCUUUUUUUUUUUUUACAUAAAAUUCAUCUAGUACUUGUUACUUACGAGUUUUAUGUUUGUUAAAAUUAUUAAAUGGGAAGGCCACUGAUAUUCAUUUAAUAGCUGAAAAGCAAUUUUAAAAAUAGAAUAAAAUGAAUUUAACAUAGAUGAUGUGACCUCAUUUUAGAGAGAUUUCAUACCAUAAUUGAGGAGAAUUUUGUCUUCUACUUCUAUUCAACAGUGGCAAAUUGAUGGUUUUAUAAAAUUAACAUUAUAGUAUGUUAUACAAAAUAAUGUUAAAAUGUUUAACUGUGAAAAAGUGAAGACUUGGAAUUAUCAGCAAUCUUUAUAUGCAAUAAGGAAAACUGAAAUUAGACCCAAAGUGCUAUCUUCCCCUAGCAUCCUACUUAAUGUUUGCCUUUGUAUGUAUGUUUAGAUUGAUAUUGUAAAGCUAGCCACGUUUUCCUGCCUUCGCUGAUAUCUAACACAUUUUUCUCAAAGCUUUUUCUGUAUUUUUUUUACAAAAUGCAAAAUAAAAAGAUUAACUGGC
Artibeus jamaicensis (Jamaican fruit-eating bat) is the source of this 7412-nucleotide messenger RNA. It is a transcript of the gene SLC9A7, whose product is annotated as solute carrier family 9 member A7. Gene Ontology annotation, biological process: proton transmembrane transport; sodium ion transport; regulation of pH. Gene Ontology annotation, cellular component: membrane; recycling endosome. The record is from RefSeq and is a predicted model, not a curated record. The transcript has 17 exons. Gene Ontology annotation, molecular function: sodium:proton antiporter activity. The coding region runs from base 96 to 2261 and encodes 721 amino acids. Lineage: Eukaryota; Metazoa; Chordata; Mammalia; Chiroptera; Phyllostomidae.